GUGAUUGGCUGCGGGUUGGUUGACGUCAAGGGGCGGGCCGGGGCUGGGAAUAGGAGUAGCAUGUCGCGGUCUAGCGUUUUGCUCGCUGGGCUCUGGCUCAGUUGGGCCAUGAGCCGGAGGGUUUUGGAAUCUGGGUUCUCAGGGAAGCGGUGGCUGGUGGCUGGCCUGGGGAACCCCGGACUCCCCAGCACGAGGCACAGCGUGGGUAUGGCAGUGCUGGGGCAUCUGGCGCAGCGUCUGGGAGUGGCGGAGAGCUGGGUACGCGACCCGCGCUGCGCCGCCGAUCUAGCUCUGGCCCCGCUCGGUGAUGCCCAGCUGGUCCUUCUUCGGCCGCGACGGUUCAUGAACGCCAACGGGCGAAGCGUGGCCCGGGCCGGGGAGCUGUUUGGGCUGACGGCGGAGGAGAUCUACCUGGUGCAUGAUGAGCUGGACAAGCCCCUGGGGAAACUGGCUCUGAAGCUGGGGGGCAGUGCCAGGGGCCACAAUGGAGUCCGAUCCUGCAUUAGCUGUCUCAACUCCAGUGCAAUGCCAAGACUGCUGGUGGGCAUCGGGCGCCCUGCACACCGUAGCGCUGUGGAGGCCUAUGUCCUUGGCUGCUUUUCCCCUGAGGAACAAGAACUGCUGCCCUCACUGCUGGAUGGCGCUACUGACCUGCUCCUGGCCCACAUCCGAGCACGAAGCCAGGAGCCCUCACCUGGCUCCUGACACCAGUAAACACAGUUGCCAGAUCCCAGUGCCUGCACACUCGGUCAUGGCUUCAAAGCCACCAUACUCAUUAAGGAUUUUUAUAGAACUCUUUGCCGGGCUGCCCAGGCCUCUUACAGAUUCCAGGGGUGACCGUGGCCAGAACAGUCUAUUUCUGGAGUAGGGUAGGGUUGGUCUCUCCAGGUGCUACUUGGGAUGCAGGAAAACUUGAGGAAGACUGAACUUUUUGAUACGUUUUACAGCACCGGAGGCAUGGAUCUGUAGGAUUAAAGAUGCCAGCUUGAAAACCAAA
Molecule: messenger RNA, 997 nt
Organism: Cavia porcellus (domestic guinea pig)
Lineage: Eukaryota; Metazoa; Chordata; Mammalia; Rodentia; Caviidae
Gene: Ptrh1
Product: peptidyl-tRNA hydrolase 1 homolog
Exons: 5
Coding region: 61-705 (214 amino acids)
Molecular function (GO): peptidyl-tRNA hydrolase activity
Source: RefSeq, a predicted model, not a curated record